Drosophila sulfurigaster albostrigata is the source of this 1651-nucleotide messenger RNA. It is a transcript of the gene Adgf-E, whose product is annotated as adenosine deaminase 2. Lineage: Eukaryota; Metazoa; Arthropoda; Insecta; Diptera; Drosophilidae. The transcript has 3 exons. Bases 74 to 1603 code for a protein of 509 amino acids. Gene Ontology annotation, biological process: inosine biosynthetic process; adenosine catabolic process. Gene Ontology annotation, molecular function: adenosine deaminase activity. The record is from RefSeq and is a predicted model, not a curated record.
AAUGUAAAGUAGAUCGCAAAUCAUUGAAAAAUAUUUUAUAUAUUCCCAGAAAAAAUUUCCGGUUUGUUUUAAAAUGCUUCCUCAAAUAGCCAAAUUUUUUGGACCGACAAAUCUACGAAAUUGUUCUCCAGAUUCUUACAGGAAACUUCGCGAAAUAAUCUGCAAAUUUGAACAGGGCGCCAUUCUCGGCAAUGAUAUUCAGUUAACAGAUAAGGAGAUCAAAGUAAAUGACACAAUCAUGUGCCUCAAGAUGGACGAAUACAACCGAGGAGUCGAGGAUCCUAAUCAGUUCGUGCCAGGCUAUCAUAUUUUUAAGAGACUAAACGACAUUGAGAAGUCGCCGCUGUUCCAGCUGCUUCGGAAAAUGCCGAAAGGCGGUGCCCUAAAGACACAUGACUUUUCGAUGUGCAGCACCAAUUUCCUUAUCGAUUUGACCUAUCGGAAACAUCUCUGGGCGUGCACUGUGAAUGAUGGAUGUAAGAUAGUUCAGUUUCGCUUUUCCAAGGACAAGCCCAAGAAAAUGCUGCACGAGGGCGGCAAAUGGGAAACUAUGGACGAGAUUCGAGAUCGUCGAGGUGAGGAGAAUGUGCGCAAGAAGUUGAAAAUGCUCUUCAGUAUGUAUCCAUUAUCAAAAAUACAGUCGAAUGACAAGGCUUGGGACCACAUGAUGUCUAUAUUCGCAUUGAUCGACGGUAUACUAAAUUACUAUCCCAUUUGGGGUGAAUACUAUUACAACGCUCUCAAGGAGUUCAACGAGGAUGGAGUGCAGUAUGUUGAAGUUCGUUCACUGCUGAAACGUCUUUACUGUCUGGGAGGAGAAAGACUGCCAACUAAGGAAACCCUCCAGGUGUAUAAUGAUGAGCUCAAGAACUUCAAGGCCGAUAAUCCAGACUUCAUAGAUUCGAAAAUCAUUUAUUCGCCACUUCGGCACACAACACCCGACAAAAUUAAGGGUCAUGUAAAGGCAUGCACCAAAUUAAACAAAGAGUUCCCGAACUUAUUAAUCGGCUUCGAUCUGGUCGGGCAGGAGACAAUGAAAUAUCCCCUGAAGAUAUUCGUUAAUGAGUUGCUGAAAAUGCCACCGCACAUUCAAUUCUAUUUCCAUGCCGGUCAAACCAAUUUGUAUGGCUCUCCGCUGGACGAGAAUCUGAUAGACGCAGUUCUUCUUGGUACUCGACGCAUUGGGCACGCCUAUGCAAUAACGAAGCAUCCGCUUGUGAUGCAAUUGGUCAAGCGUUUUGGCAUUGCCAUUGAGGUUUGUCCCAUUUGCAAUCAGGUGCUGCAGCUGGGGGCUGAUUAUCGAAAUCAUCCAGCUGCCACGCUGAUUGCCAAUGACAUUCCAUUUGUGCUGUCCUCGGGUAAUCCUUCUUUUUGGCGCACAAAACCUUUAUCUCACGACUUCUACAUGGCUUUCCUAGGCAUUGCGCCCAGGAAUGCCGAUUUAAAGUUUCUAAAGCGCACUGCCAAAAACUCAAUUAGGCACAGCGCGCUAUCUGAUGAAGAGAAAGCAAACGCGAUGCAAAAGUGGAAAACCAAGUGGGAAAAGUGGGUCGAUUGGACUAUAGAAAACACAGAGAAGAUUCUUGAAAAGCCAAAUGAAUAAGAAUAUCAAUAGUUAUUAAAACGAUAGAGACGUGGACACCGUAAAGAA